AUGUUCAAAUCUGCGUUUAAAACAGUGAACCAACCGUUGGUGCAAAAAUUUAUUGCUGGAGGUGUGGGAGUCACUGGCUUGACUGCAUCCUAUUUAUUAUACCAGGACUCCAUGACUGCCAAUGCCAUGACGGCAGCAGAGCACGGAUUGCAUCCUCCGGCUUACAACUGGCCCCACAACGGGAUGUUUGAGACUUUUGACCAUGCCUCGAUCAGAAGAGGGUUCCAAGUUUAUAGAGAAGUGUGUGCGGCUUGCCAUUCCUUGGACAGAAUUGCAUGGAGAAACUUGGUUGGAAGCUCCCACACCACUUCGGAAGCAAAAGCCAUGGCCGAGGAGAUUGAAUACGACGACGAGCCCGACGACGAAGGUAAGCCAAGAAAGAGACCAGGUAAAUUGGCCGAUUACAUACCUGGUCCUUAUGAAAACGAACAAGCCGCUAGAGCAGCCAACCAAGGUGCCUUGCCUCCAGACUUGUCGUUGAUUGUCAAGGCUAGACACGGCGGUUGUGACUACAUCUUUUCCUUGUUGACCGGUUACCCCGAAGAGCCACCAGCAGGUGUAGUGUUGCCAGCAGGCUCAAACUACAACCCUUACUUCCCCGGUGGUGCUAUUGCCAUGGCUAGAGUCUUGUUUGACGACUUGGUUGAAUACGAAGACGGUACACCAGCCACCACCUCACAAAUGGCCAAGGACGUUACCGUGUUUUUGAACUGGGCUGCUGAACCCGAACACGACGAAAGAAAGAGAUGGGGUUUGAAGACCUUGAUAGUGGUCUCGUCGUUAUACUUUUUGUCGAUCUGGGUCAAGAGAUUCAAAUGGGCUCCAAUAAAGAGCAGAAAAUUCAGAUUCGACCCACCAAAAAAGUAA
Messenger RNA from Lodderomyces beijingensis, 867 nucleotides. The record is from the annotation of a GenBank genome assembly. NCBI's taxonomy places the organism in Eukaryota, Fungi, Ascomycota, Pichiomycetes, Serinales, Debaryomycetaceae.